Saccostrea cuccullata (small rock oyster) is the source of this 938-nucleotide messenger RNA. RefSeq names its product 3-beta-hydroxysteroid-Delta(8),Delta(7)-isomerase-like. The transcript has 3 exons. Gene Ontology annotation, biological process: cholesterol biosynthetic process. Gene Ontology annotation, cellular component: membrane; endoplasmic reticulum. Gene Ontology annotation, molecular function: cholestenol delta-isomerase activity; C-8 sterol isomerase activity; steroid Delta-isomerase activity. Lineage: Eukaryota; Metazoa; Mollusca; Bivalvia; Ostreida; Ostreidae. Bases 191 to 862 code for a protein of 223 amino acids. The record is from RefSeq and is a predicted model, not a curated record.
AUUGGAAGCGGCAGAAUCCCUGAUCAGUAACGCGGGACUUUCCAUGCUCUGUCUCAGUACAUCUGUACCCUGAGAGUGUGACGAUGAAGGUUUAAAAGUCAGGAGAAAAUCAAUGAUCCGUGAAGACGACAUGUAAACAGUGGUGGCGUGUCUCUCUACCCGUGCUGUGACGGUGGUCCGCUAUUGAAGAAUGCCUGAGGGAGAUGAGACCCCCCAUCCUUAUUUCCCCCGCUCCCUGAGUCUCCUGGGAUACAAACCUAACCGUGUCCCCCUAACGGAACUCCUAGGAUUGUUCUUUGGCUUGGUCGCCCUGGCGCUUAUCGGCACGUGGAUUUUAGCAGGACGUUAUAAGAAAGGAGGCGCGGAUCGCGUGAUAAUAUGCUGGUUUGUGGCGUGUGGUUUUAUUCACUGUGUAUUAGAGGGAUACUUCGCGGUAAAUCACAAAACACUUGUGGGAGGCGGAUCCUAUCUGGCAGAAAUGUGGAAAGAAUACGCCCAUGGUGACAGUCGAUACCUAACGUCAGACUCCUUUGUUGUUUGCAUGGAGACCAUUACGGCGCUGGUUGACGGGCCGCUGAGUUUCGCGGCGGCCAUUGCGCAUCUUACCGGAAGUCGUCACAGAUAUCCGCUUCAGUUAAUUGUCUCCCUUUGUCAGCUGUACGGCGACACACUGUAUAUGUGUAUAGAAGCCAAGGACGGUUUUAUCCACGGGGAAUUCGGACAUCCUCUACAUUUUUGGUUUUAUUUUGUGUUUCUGAACUUAUUUUGGAUUUUUGUACCUUUAAUUCUUAUAGUGCAGGCGUAUAUAGCACUGACAGUAGGGACAAGUAGGGAAUCGACGAGAGGAAAGAAACAGAAAUAAACUGUACCCGGAGGUGUACAAAUGUAAAUUGUAAUGUUUUAAUUCUUGUUAUUUACAAUAAACUAUCGGUUUUAAA